UGGAACUGCAGCACCCUGGAACGGGACCACACCGUCUUCGGCCGGGUCAUGCUGCGAAGUAGGUCCCGCCCCGUCCCCUUCCCACCGCCACGUGCCUUCUCUCCCUGGGAGAGUCUCUCCGCUCGCUGGGCUGCCGUGCCCGGUGGCUUGGAUUACUCCCUUAGGGGAGCUUUGCCUUUGCCUGCUGUGAAGCGUUUCCUGAAGCUGGAGUGUAAAUGCCACGGGGUCAGCGGCUCCUGCACACUAAGGACUUGUUGGCUGGCAAUGUCAGAUUUUCGGAAAACGGGGGAUUACCUAAGGAAAAAAUACAACGGGGCCAUCCAGGUGACGAUGAACCAGGACGGCACCGGCUUCACGGUGGCCAACAAGAACUUCAGGAAGCCCACGAAAACAGAUCUGGUGUAUUUUGAGAACUCGCCCGAUUACUGCGUGAUGGACAAGUCGGCAGGCUCCCUGGGCACGGCCGGUCGCGUGUGCAACAAGAUGUCCCGCGGGACGGACGGCUGCGAGGUGAUGUGCUGCGGGCGGGGGUACGACACCACGCGCGUCACGCGCAUCACCAAGUGCGAGUGCAAGUUCCACUGGUGCUGCGCUGUGCGCUGCAAGGAGUGCGAGGACACUGUGGACGUGCACACGUGUAAAGCGCCGAAGCGGGCCGAGUGGCUGGACCAGACCUGA
Opisthocomus hoazin is the source of this 678-nucleotide messenger RNA. The record is from RefSeq and is a predicted model, not a curated record. NCBI's taxonomy places the organism in Eukaryota, Metazoa, Chordata, Aves, Opisthocomiformes, Opisthocomidae.